AUGUCCGCCAACAACGGCAUGCCUCCGAGGCCUCCGCAGCAACCCAAUGGCGCGGCUAUGAGGCGAGCAGGUCAAGAUCCGAGAAACGUAUCCGGCGCGCAGAGUCCGGGCUCGCAGGCAUCCACGGUGACUUCGCCGCAAUCCUUGUCGCGGGCGGCCGUCUAUGAGGAUGCGAAGAGGAGGAUUGUGGAAAGUCUGUUCUCCAAGAUAGACGAGCAAGGGGACUUGGCAGAGUCCUAUAUUACGCACCUCCGCGUAGAGGAAGAUGCAGCCUAUCCGCAAAGUCCACCGCCCCCCGAUUCGCCCCCUUCAAACAAGAAGCCGCGCGUGAUAAUACUUGCCGUCAAAAAGACCGGGCGGGUGCGCCUGCACAAGGCUCGCGAGAAUGCCAAUGGGUCCUUCUCGAUUGGGAAGACGUGGAACAUCGAUGAUCUUACUGCAAUCGAGUCCUUCACCAACGCCACACCUCAAAAUGCGGAAGAACAGCAGCGGAAAGACUGGGCAGGCAGUGUCGGUUUCGUUGUGACAAUCACGAAGCAGUACUACUGGCAAGCGACAACCUCGACAGAAAAAGAAUAUUUCAUCGCAAGUCUACUUAAGGUGUACAGGAAGUACACAUCGGGACGGGUACCCCAACUCAGCGGUUUCAGCAACCAAGAGCUUGAGAAAAUGCAAGAAUUGUUCGCACAGGGACCCCAUCGAAGCGGCGGACCAUCCCCAGCCCCCUCCAAUCAAUCAAGACCAAGCACCGGACCUGGUCAAGGCCCGCCGAGACCCGCGCAAACUGGCAGGCCCGGUCAAGGCCCGCCAUCAGCAUACAGAGGCCCAAGCGGUCCGUUACGGCCGAGACCCUCCCAAGAUCGGGAUCUCCGAAAACCACCAAGUCGGGAGCAAUUGCGGCCGUCACAUUCACCAAACCCCGCUUCCUCUAUCGCCUCUUCCCAGCGACUGACGCCCCAAUCCUCCCAUUCCGAGAUGGCUCCGCCAAGGUCUAUAACACCGGAUGACUCUAGCAUCUCAUCAAAGACACCAAGCGUGCCGUCCCAGCAGAGCCCGAGACACCAAUACCCCUUCCAGAUGUCGUCAGAAGAUACGUCGCACACCGACAUCCCCCGAGUUGACGGUGCAAGUAUAUCAAGCUCUACUAUGCAUAUGUGGAAACCGAGCGGUCUCUCUCCUGAGGCUAGACGCGAACCAUCGCCGAAAGCCUUCCCGCUCGCAGAAUCUAUAUCAUCGAGGCCUCCGACAUCUCAGAGUACAGCGGGUUCAACGAGUACACAGAAUGACCACUUCCGAAACGAACCGCCCAAACCGAUGCCACCACCAGAGCGAAAGCGACCGCCGCUGCUCGAUCCAAAUGGGUCUCAGCGAAGCUUCGACUCCGGCUUUGUUUCUAGGGACCCAUCUGCGCCGUAUUCAAGUCCGCUGACAAUACGGGGGAGCAAAGAGGCGUUAUCGGAUCGUCCCAGUAAUGAUAGCGCCCAAGAUCUUACCACGCGAAUGCCUGGUGGCUUCUUCCCGUCUUCCACUUCACUUGAUGUAAUAGAGCCUCCUCCGGCAGUAUCUCCGCCUAUACGACCUCCGUCUCCGAAGCCAGAGGAUGAGGCAAGACCCGGCCUGGGACCAAUGGUAAAACAAAAGGCGAACAAAAACGUGGCAGAUGUCAUCCGUAAAGCGGCCACAGCUUACGGUGCAUUCAAGCCUCGGGCUGGCGGCGCCGGUGACAGGCUUCGAGCAGCGAAGGAGACGCCUGCAUCGAAUGAACCGGACGGUAUCACGGGGGUGGUGCCCGCUCCAGGGCUCGUGAGAAGCAUGACAGACGACAGCAUGAAGGGCCCGCCAACCGAGCAGGAGAAGAGCAUCGAGCCGCCAGCCGCUACGGACGAAGUCCCGGAAGUUAAAGUUACGAGUCCGGUGUCACCAAGUCCGGCUCCAGACAAGCCGAUCGAUGAUGGAACUGCACCCACACUGACUCGGUCACCAAGUCCGCGGAUAGCGAAGCAAAAGGCCGAUUCUCCAGAAUCGCGAAGGCAAAGGAGGAGAUCAAAUAGCCAGAUUAAGUCUUUGGCGAACCUCGGCGUGGAUUCGGCGCUGCUGGACGGUCGGGGCUUAGAGUUUGAGUCCAUUCUGAGUGAUUUUGGCUGGGGCAGCAGCGUGCUUCAGGCCAGAAAGCUCGACGUGAUGGAGGCUGACCUUCGGCGAGAGCUGGGUCGUGUCGAGGCAGGCAGCUGGCUGGAUCACCUCGACCGUAAGGACGACAGGGUGGAUGCGGUUGACAAGAUGCUUGACCGAGCCAUUGCUGAGUGUGACGAGCUCGAGGGGCUGUUGACCUUGUACGGCGUCGAGCUUAGCAGUCUCAACGACGACAUCGCUUUCAUCGAAGCGCAGUCACAAGGCUUGCAGGUACAGACCGCGAACCAGAAGCUUCUUCAAACCGAACUCCAGACCCUCGUGGACACCAUCUCGAUCUCCCCAGGCCAAUUGGAGGCUCUCCGACGAGCGCCGAUAGGAAAGACCGACGGACUGGAAGCUAUAGAGUCGUCCCUUCUACUACUAUACAAAGCCAUGAUCACCAUCGAUCCCAAGAUUCGGCAGGCAAACCGCAGCAGUACCAGCCUGGAUCACUCAAUCGGCAGCAGCGAGCUCUCAGCUAUGCGGGCUCUCCAAGAAAAGAGGGACCGCUAUUUGAGUGAGAGUGCUCUCUUCCUCAGCCGCCUUGAGCAGUUUAUGGACAUGACAUUCGGUGCAGCCUUCAUGAACACCAAGGAUGCACUGUCCCAAUCAGAUCCGUUGAAGUCCCCUACAAAACUCGAGGUCGGCGUCCAUGAUCUUGCUCGCAACACCCUCUGGCAAUACAGUCCCGUUAUACUCUUUGCCAAGGAAAUCGACCUUCUCUCCUGGGAGGCACUCAUCAGGAUGUAUCAGAGCAGGGCGCGAGCACUCUACCAAGAGGAACUCCGCGAGAACAUCUCCGCCUGGCAGAAGACAGUCCGCAAACCCACAGGCGAGGAGCAAGAGCUACUUUUCACCAGCCAAGAAAAAGACACCGAAAGCCUGUCCACCACAGCGCGCAAGCUCACCGUCAAGCGCAGCCAGACCCUCGCCCGCAGCCUCCGCUCCGCCUCAAACGAGAAAGAAGCCACCCGAGACAAGAAGCAAGACGGGCGUCUCCACCCCUUUGAAGUCUACUCCGGGAUCCUCGACUCAGCAAUCCCGCUAAUCUUCACCGAGCAAAACUUCAUCGUCGACUUCUUCCACGCGACCUCCUCCUCAUCCCUCGACUUCGCCGAAGCCGUCACCUCGACCCCCAUUCCCGCCCGCCGCGGCACCAACCUCUAUGCCCGCAAACUCUUCGAGGCAGACCGUGCAAUGGCCAAACGCGUCCUCGACGUCAUGGACGACCUGUACAGCUUCUGGUCCGGUGACCUCAGCAGUCUUAUUGAGUGGGCAAUUAAAGCCGACCCGCUGCAGGGCGUCGGCAUCCUCGCGGCGCUAGAGCGCCAUCUCGGCAAGUUGGAGGAAACGAACCAGGAUUUCCUGGCCAGGACGCUGCAGGGACUGCACACACGUCUCGGAGGCCUCUUUGCGCGGUUUGUGGACGAGCAGAUCCGCGCGAUCGAGGACACCAAGGUCAAGAUCAAAAAGCGGAAAGGCGUCAUCGCGUUCAUCAGGACAUUCCCGCACUUCUCGGCCACUAUUGAGAAUAUGCUCGCUGCUGCCUCGGCUGCUGGGAGUACCCCAAUCCAAACUUCCGCGGACUACGAUGACCCGAAACCGGGGACCCUGGAUGUCCGCCAGGCGGUCGACGCGGCGUAUACGCGCAUCAACAAAGCCAUGUUCGAGUCCCUCAAGGUCAUCGCGAAGGAGUCGCCGGCGGUGAUGGCGGGCGUGGCGCAGGGUGUCCAUGAUCCAGAGGAUAAGGAGGCGCUGAACUACCAUAUCCUGCUGAUCGAGAACAUGAACCACUACGUUGAGGAGGUGGACGAGCGCGACGACGCUGUACUGGCGGAGUGGCGGGCGCGUGCGAAGAUGGAGAUGGGGGAGCACAUGGCGCUAUACGUCGACGCAGUCGUUCGGCGGCCGUUAGGGAAGUUGUUGGCCUUCCUCGAAACAACAGACCACCUCCUCCGCGCCCUCGGCCCCAGCACCCCUCCUGCCUCCCUAACCUCCCGGAGUACACACACCCGCCCUACCUUCCGCAAACUGCUCGCAGCCCACGACAGCAAGGAAAUACGCCGCGGCAUCGACGCGCUCAGAAAGCGCAUCGAUAAGCACUUUGGUGAUGCCGAUGACCCCGGCUUGAGUAGGAAUCUGGUCGCGAAGGUGGUCAAGGAGUGCGAAGAGUUCUACGUCGAGGUAGUUAGGAGGGUGGGGAGAGUUGGGGAGGCGGUUUACGGGGAUGGGACUGAAGGGGAUGGGGGGAAAGGUGGGGAGGUGAGGUUGGAGUGGGGGGAGGGCGAUGUGAGGGGGUGGUUUAGGCGGUAG
Messenger RNA from Coniosporium apollinis CBS 100218, 4485 nucleotides. RefSeq lists its product as uncharacterized. The coding region runs from base 1 to 4485 and encodes 1494 amino acids. The record is from RefSeq and is a predicted model, not a curated record. Gene Ontology annotation, cellular component: exocyst; plasma membrane. Gene Ontology annotation, biological process: exocytosis; Golgi to plasma membrane transport. The transcript is spliced from 6 exons. Lineage: Eukaryota; Fungi; Ascomycota; Dothideomycetes. Gene Ontology annotation, molecular function: phosphatidylinositol-4,5-bisphosphate binding.